This is a messenger RNA of Pangasianodon hypophthalmus (striped catfish), 4018 nucleotides long. It is a transcript of the gene galnt10, whose product is annotated as UDP-N-acetyl-alpha-D-galactosamine:polypeptide N-acetylgalactosaminyltransferase 10 (GalNAc-T10). The coding region runs from base 241 to 2025 and encodes 594 amino acids. Gene Ontology annotation, cellular component: Golgi apparatus. The record is from RefSeq and is a predicted model, not a curated record. The transcript has 12 exons. Lineage: Eukaryota; Metazoa; Chordata; Actinopteri; Siluriformes; Pangasiidae.
UAAGCUGUGUCUGUGUGGAUUGCUGCAGGGAGUCGGGCUCCCCCCGCCGCUGAGGGAGAUGGUUCGCUCCACUGAGGCGGAAGUAACCGCUCUGGAACGCGGAGUGAGAGUGUGUGAGAGUGUGAGUGUGAGAUGAAGUUGGAGUUGUGAGUUUAUCCGCUGUGUUGUGUUGUGUUGUGCAGUGUGUGUGUGUGUGUGUGUGUGUGUGUGUGUGUGUGUUAGCCGUGUCCGCGGGGCAGUAUGAGGCGGAGGGAGAAGAGGUUGCUGCAGGUUGUGGUGUUGAUCAUCGCCGCGCUGCUUUUCCUCCACAGCGGCGCUCUGAGGAACUCCAGCACCGGAAACACGGAGCACUCUCACACACAGGGAGUACUCAGGAGGCUAAAGCCUGCAGACAGAGUGGACAGUCAGAGGAGGAAAGACUGGCACGACCACGAGGCCAUAAAGAGAGACGCAGCACGAAGAGGAAACGGAGAGCAGGGUAAAUCGUUCCCGCUGACCGACGCUGAUCGAGUGGAUCAGGCUUACAGAGAGAACGGCUUCAACAUUUACGUCAGCGACAGAAUCUCACUCAACAGAUCACUGCCUGACAUCCGCCACCCAAACUGUAAACACAAGCUGUAUGCUGAGAAUCUCCCCAACACCAGCAUCAUUAUUCCGUUCCAUAAUGAGGGCUGGAGUUCGUUACUGCGCACCAUACACAGCGUUCUGAACCGCUCGCCCCCUCACCUCAUCACCGAGAUCAUCCUCGUAGAUGACUUCAGUGACCGCAAGCACCUGAAGGCCCCGCUGGAGGAGUACAUGGCGCGGCUGCCGAAGGUGCGCAUCGUUCGCACUCAGAAGCGUGAGGGUCUGAUCAGGACCAGACUGCUGGGGGCGUCGCUCGCUACGGGACAGGUCAUCACCUUCCUCGACUCGCACUGUGAGGCUAACGUCAACUGGCUCCCUCCGCUGCUGGAUCGUAUUGCACAGAACCGUAAGACGAUCGUGUGCCCGAUGAUUGACGUGAUCGAUCACGAUAACUUCGGCUACGAGACUCAGGCAGGAGACGCCAUGCGCGGAGCGUUCGACUGGGAGAUGUUCUACAAACGCAUCCCCAUUCCCCCCGAGCUGCAGAACAGCGACCUGAGCGAACCGUUCGAGUCUCCAGUGAUGGCCGGUGGUCUGUUCGCUGUAGACAGGAAGUGGUUUUGGGAAUUGGGAGGAUAUGACACAGGACUGGAGAUCUGGGGAGGAGAACAGUACGAGAUUUCCUUUAAGGUAUGGAUGUGUGGAGGUCGUAUGGAGGACAUUCCCUGCUCUCGGGUCGGUCAUAUAUACAGGAAGUACGUUCCCUACAAAGUGCCUGUAGGAGUGAGCUUAGCUAGGAACCUGAAGCGAGUGGCGGAGGUGUGGAUGGAUGAGUAUGCGGAGUUUAUCUAUCAGCGGCGGCCGGACUAUCGCCCCCUGUCUGUGGGAGACGUGAGUGGACAGAGGGAGCUCCGCCUCCGACUCGGCUGUAAGAGCUUCCAUUGGUUCAUGACUGAGGUGGCCUGGGACUUACAGCACUAUUACCCUGCUGUGGAGCCCCCUGCUGCUGCCUGGGGGGAGCUGCGUAACGUGGGCAGUGGACUGUGUAUGGAGAGUAAACACUUGUCAUCCGGUUCUCCUCUCAGACUGGAGCCGUGUGUAAAAGGUCGAGGGGAUGCGCUGUGGAAUCACGCACAGGUGUUUACAUUCGGGUGGAGGGAGGACAUCAGGGUUGGAGAUCCUUUACACACUAAGAAAGUGUGUUUAGACGCCGUUUCACACAGCAGCCCAGUCACACUGUACGACUGUCACGGCAUGAAGGGCAACCAGCUGUGGAGAUACAGGAAGGACUACACUCUCUUCCACCCGGUCAGUAACAGCUGUGUGGACAGCGACUCGUCUGAUAAACGGAUUUUCAUGAACUCGUGUGAUCCGUCGUCUCCGAGUCAGCAGUGGAGAUUCGAGAACGUCAACAUCACUGUUCUGGAGCAGUUCAACAAGAACCUGCCUGCACUGUGAGAACAUCACCUCUGGAACAUCUGCAGGUUUACUGGCUGCUUUUCUGCACAUGUGCAUUAGUUUCAGAUUCGGGACAGAAGCAGGUUUUUGGGAUGCGGAUUGGAGCACAUGGAUUCUGUAAAGGAAUCCGGUUUUAACAUCUGGAUCUUCAGGAUUGGGAUUUUAUAUUCUGGAUGAUGUUGAUGUGGGAGUUUUCUCUCCGGGAUGUUUAGAUCCUGAUCGAGCCGGAGUGAGAUCUCACACUGUGACUGAGUGUGAUGUGAUGAUGAUGUCACAUUAAUCUUAAAAGGGUUUGGACAAAAAUCUUACAAAACUAAAGCGUCAGCGUAUUCGGUGGAGCGGUGCUGUUCGCCGGAGGAAAUGCAAACUGAAAAUUGCAAAAAAAAUCACAAAAAUUGCAGAAAUGUCAGCUUUUAUAUGUUGACUUUUCUCCUUCCAGAUGUGUUUCUGAGCCGACGUUGUGAUGCGUAAACGCUCGUGCUGUUAAACUUGAAGCUGAGCUCAGUGCCUUGACGUGAGAGAAUGUUAAACCGUUCUGUACGCUGUGGAACGGAGCGAGUGAACGCUGGCCUUAGUCUCCGAUUCUUUUACUGAUUAGAGCACUUUUCCUGUUUGCACUCAGCGAGUCGUAAAGGAUCUGUUUUUACCACCGUAAAGAAAAGGAAGAAAUGAAUCAGAAGCGUGUUUUAUUCUCAUAUAUUCUGUUGAUUAUUAUCUGAGCUCUGAGUUCAAGGAGUCAAUUCACUGAUUCAGAGUUGAACAUGAUGAUGAACGCAGGCUGAGGAUGAGUUCAGCUUAAAAUAUAGGAUAAAGAAUUAGACAUUAAACAGGCAACACAUUAUCAUUAUAACAGGACUGAAAUGUAAAUAUUAUUUGUAACAUGAGCUGAUAUUCUGCUGCGACCUGAAACAGGGAUAUUAUUUUGAGUUGAUUUUGCGUUUGCUGCAUUAGAGGAACGCUGGCUGUGUGUGAGGUGUGGAAAUGAAAUGCAGCGAUUUAUUUUGAUCCGUAUAUCACAUGUAGUUAAUGUGAUGCUAUUAAACCUAUGUGUGAUGAUAACAGAUCACGUGACAUCACAGUUUACGAUAUCAUCACAAUAUUUUAUUUAAAACUACUCAUUAAGUUAAAUCAUAAACGUGUUCCUCAGUCGGAGUGACUGUUCUGUCCACCAUGAAGGACACGCGACACACACUGCACUCCAAAAUCAGAAAAAUCCCAGACAUGCUCACUACUUAGGCACCCUAAUCCUGGAUCCUGACUGUGUGUGUGUGUGGGUGUGUGUGUGUGUGUGUGUGUGUGGGUGUGUGUGUGUGGGUGUGGGUGUGUGGGUGUGGGUGUGUGUGUGUGUGUGUGUGUGUGGGGUAGUGAUCUGGCAUCACUAAUCAUUAUGAAGAUGCAUAUUUGCACUUUCCUGCAUAUUUCUGUUUUUUUCUUUACUUCUGUCUGUUAUUAACAGUUUAUUACACAAUGUUUCUUCUUUAUUAAUCACUUUGCUGGAUUUUGUUCUGUUUAAAUCUGAUACAUAAAAUUUUAAAUUCUAUUGUGGAAUCAAGUUUAAAUUUAUCAUAUGGAUUCAAAUUGUUGUUUAAUUUAGUUGCUGGACCCAAAGUUGGGUUUCGUCCAGUGAAUUCCGGUGUAGUUAUUGCACUCGCUCUGUGACUGUGGUCCUGCCAGGGAGAAGGGAACUUCAUGAACUUGAUGAAUUUAUUGAAUUAACAGUUUGAUAAAAUUCUAUUUUGUAGAUUUCUAUUUUCUUGGGUUUUUUAACCUUUACAGAAAUGUGAGAUGAUUUUUAAAGCCAACAGCGAUGGGGGGAAGAAGCUGAAAUUUUAAUGUGUAGCGAAUCCCAGAGGAAAUGAUGUAUUUUUCUACAGAAAAUGUAAAUUUAUUUCAGUACUGAAUAUGGAAAUAUAAUUACAACAUUGUAAUUAAAAAUAUUAAAUAAAUGUUUUAUGUCUGUCUCUCAGGGUCAGGUAUAAAAUCUUAUAUCUAA